CUCUCCUCACACUCGCCACUAUAAAAAGGAGGCAAAUUACAGAGUACAGAGGCUUGCGGCUGCUCAGCCUUUUUCAACAGUGUUCCAGCACUUCUUUGGCGUUCUGGAACUGUCAAAUACUAUUUACUCUUCACUCUUUUGUCCUAAACUUAGCGAAACCCAACACCUCUUUCUCUAUCUUCCUUUCUCUUUUAAUCAGUAUAAGGGACGAUCUUGCUUUGAUAAACCUGAUAUUGGAUCCUUAAUUUACAUAUCUGCCACUGGGCAUUCAACAUCUUAAAUCAAACCGUUGUUUUUCUCUUGCCAAUUUCUCUACUUGAAUCUGUCAGCCACUGUAAUUGGUGUAAUCGGGGGUGUGUUUAUGUUGAUGGCGGAGAGUGAAGGUGGGGAUGAUCAGAAGGAUGUAAAUAGCGGGCCUAAGUCCCCCUGGAAGACUCCGGUGGUGGCCGAUGCUCCUGUGAUGGGCGCUGAGUCUUGGCCUGCUCUCGCCGACGCCCAUCACCAACAACGCUCCAAGAGUUCCGAUUCUGCCACGAAGCCGGCUUCUGUUCCUUCUCCAACGCAGGGAUCAGUUGCGCACAAGUUGAAUGGUUCUGGAAACCCUAAUUCUUCGCAUAAGUAUUCAUCAUCAAGACAUCAAAAAUUAGGCACUAAGCGCAACCAAAAUGGUGCACCUCCUUUUCCUGUACCCUUUCCUUACCAGCAACCAACUCUGCCACCUGUUUUUCAUGCUAUGGUGCCGCCACCGCACAUUGCUGUUUCUGGAUAUGCUUACCAGCCCAGCCCUGCACCUUUUCCUGGUGUUGAAACUCAUCUAGUAAAGUCUGGAUCUGAUUCUUCCACUGUCCAACCUUUUGUUCCACCUGUUAAUGUUCAGACUCCACCAAGAGGGGAUCCCAAUGCUUUUGCUGUCAAUUUUUCAAAUAGAAGACCCAGUGUGCAAGAACCUGGUGGCCAUUUGAAUCAUGCUUGGCAUCAGCGAGCAUUUAGUCCCAGAGAUAAUAUGGCUUUGCAACAGGGCAUGGGACCAAGGCCUCUAGUCAGGCCUCCGUUAUUUGCUCCUGCUCCAGGCUUCAUGGUUGCUCCAACCUUCCCAGGACCACCCAUAUGUUAUGUGCCUGUAGCGCCUACAGGUUCUUUCAGGGGAGGCCAUCCUCCUCGCUUUAUGCCAUAUCCUACUAGUCCAGGAGUUCCUUUCCUUCCCCAAGAAACACCAUCUUUGAGAGAUAGCAUAAUAAGACAAAUAGAUUAUUAUUUCAGUGAUGAAAAUCUGAAGACUGAUCAUUACCUAAUAUCCUUGAUGGAUGGCCAAGGAUGGGUUCCUAUUUCCAUCAUCGCUGACUUUAACAGGGUGAAGAAAAUGACUACAGAUAUACUGUUUAUUCUUGAUGCGCUACAAAGUUCAAGUAUGGUGGAAGUUCAGGGUGACAAGAUUCGGAGACGUGAUGAGUGGUCAAAGUGGAUUCCAGCUUCUACUGAACAUACAUCAACAUCAAAAACUCAAACUUCUGAAUCGCAUAUUGUAAAUCGUACUAAACAAGACAAUGCAAGGGGUUUCUCCAAAGAAAAUGUGGAAUUUUCAUCAUAUAAUCAUGCAGAUGGUGAGGAGGAGCAAAGAUUGACAAAUGGAGAGGCUCCAGAAGCAAUGCAAGUAGGUACAAAUGAAGGUGAAAGUGCAUCUUUUCAUGCUGUAAAACAGGCAAUGGGUGGUGUAAAUGCAGAUCCAAAUGGCAAGUCAGUUACUGACUUGAACGCUAAGCUUUCAUAUCUUGACAACAGCUGCAAUGCUGCAUAUGUGGCCCAUUCUGAUGGAAAUGAGCCUGCGGUUUCCAAGUAUCAUGCGACUGAUGGCAUGGAAAUCUCAUCAGACAUGACUUCGCAUAAUCUUGGUGAUCUGUCUAAUGAUUUUGCAAACACAUUUAUGCUUGAUGAAGAGCUGGAGCUUGAGCAGAAAACACUGAAGAAUGAUUCUGAAUGUCCAGUUAGAAGGAUUGAUGAUGAAGAAGAUGAGAUGUUGGUCAAUGAUCAGGAUGUUCAAAGACUUGUGAUUGUCACCCAGAAUAGCAGAGCAAGUGAAGCAUUCAAAACUGGUGGUAAAGAUGCAAAAUCGAUUUCCAAGGAGCUUGCUUCUGCAAUUAAUGAUGGUCUCUAUUUCUAUGAACAGGAGCUUAAAACAAAAAAAUCUAAUCGCAGAAAGAAUAAUUCUGCUUUUGAGAACAGAGAUGGGAACUCGAGGUUUACAAAUAGUUCUCCGGGAGUAUCACAUUCAAAGACUGGUGAAAUUUCCACUGGAAGUGUUGGCCAAGAAGAGUCCGGAACCACUGCUAAUUUAAGGAAACAGAGUAAAAGUUUUUCUAAGCAGCAGUCAUCUCAUAAGCAGCGCUUCUUCUCCUGCAACUUCAGAAAUCAUGGAACUGGCCGUAAUUCUUUUGGGAUCAUAUCAGAAAGUCCACCCAGUAAUUCGGUUGGAUUUUUCUUUAGUUCUACACCUCCUGAAAAUCAUGGUCCUAGGUCUUCAAAGUUGAGUGCUUCGCCACAUAGCCCUCUAUCAGGCAGUAGUCCACCAGUGGGUUCCAUGCCAAAGUCAUUUCCCCCAUUCCAGCAUCCAAGCCAUCAACUGUUAGAAGAAAAUGGCUUUAAACAGCAGAAGUACCUGAAGUUUCACAAGCGGUGCCUAAGUGACAGAAAGAAAAUGGGAGUAGGUUGCAGUGAGGGGGAGGGAUUUUCCAACAUACAACAUAAGCUCCAAAACAAGGAAAUGAAUACGCUGUAUAGGUUUUGGUCAUAUUUCCUUAGAGAUAUGUUUGUUCCUUCCAUGUAUAAUGAGUUCCGGAAAUUAGCUCUGGAAGAUGCAUCUGCUAAUUACAAUUAUGGGAUAGAGUGCCUUUUCAGGUUCUAUAGUUAUGGUUUGGAGAACAUAUUCAGAGAGGACUUGUACAAGGAUUUUGAAGAUCUUACUCUUGAGUUCUAUCAUAAGGGAAAUAUUUAUGGCCUCGAGAAAUACUGGGCAUUCCACCAUUAUCGCGGGCUGCGUGAGCACAAAGAAGCGCUAAAGAAACAUCCGGAAUUGGAUAGAUUGCUCAGGCAAGAGUACUGCAGCUUGGAGGACUUUCGCACCAAAGAGAAGAAUGUAAAAGAGGGAAGUCAUUAGCGGGUGAUAAUGCUCAUUUCCCUGAGGGUGACAUCCUCCCAAUUUUGAAAUCAAUUCUGAUAAGCAGGGAGAGAGACUUGGCUUAUAUUUUGUUGAAUGAGAAUUGUAUAUUGUAUUUGGGGGAGUUGUCAUUUGCAUCUGUAAUGUAUAUUGUUUUGUUUUGUUUUUUUUUUGUUUUUUUUUGUUUUUUUUUUGUUUCUUUUAAAGAAUAUAAUUUUAGUCUGAUUAUUGUUUAUUCUUAUUAUCUUUCCUGUA
Messenger RNA from Manihot esculenta (cassava), 3406 nucleotides. Its product is annotated as la-related protein 1A. Gene Ontology annotation, molecular function: RNA cap binding. Lineage: Eukaryota; Viridiplantae; Streptophyta; Magnoliopsida; Malpighiales; Euphorbiaceae. The transcript has 15 exons. The record is from RefSeq and is a predicted model, not a curated record. Gene Ontology annotation, biological process: mRNA stabilization. Bases 362 to 3151 code for a protein of 929 amino acids.